Molecule: messenger RNA, 855 nt
Organism: Megalops cyprinoides (Indo-Pacific tarpon)
Lineage: Eukaryota; Metazoa; Chordata; Actinopteri; Elopiformes; Megalopidae
Product: fat storage-inducing transmembrane protein 1
Exons: 3
Coding region: 1-855 (284 amino acids)
Biological process (GO): phospholipid biosynthetic process; lipid droplet organization; lipid storage
Cellular component (GO): endoplasmic reticulum membrane
Source: RefSeq, a predicted model, not a curated record
AUGUUUCUGAACUCCAUUUUGGUGGUGGUGACAGACCUUGCAGCUGGAUUCAUUGGAAAUGCUUCAUUCCGCCGCCAUUUUCACCUGGUGCUCUCAGGCGUGGUUCUCUUUGGCCCUGCCCUGAGCCUUUGGGUCUCUCAGUACAGCAUCUUUGCAAACAAGAGCCACUACCUGUACAGGAAGUUUCUGCGCUCUGGCUGGGGCUGGACCUGCAUCUUCGUGGGCUCCUUCGUCUUCCUCCUCUACUUCUCCGUGCGCCGGUCCCUCGCUCUCUCGCUGCGGCACCUCUCCAGGCUGGCAGUUGCGGGAGGGCUGUGGGUGGGGUUUCGGCGGCUGCUGUCCCUGCUGGUGAACGCCACGGGGAGCUGCUACCAGCCUCUGAGUGCCUCCCUCGGGGUGCAGCUCGCACAGGGCCAGAGCGGGCUGGGGCAGCCCCUGCUGCUGCUGCGGGAGGGCGAGACCAAGGCCACCUGCCUCAAAUCCGGCAUGCUGUGGCGCGGGUACGAGGUCUCGGAGGACGCCUUCCUGCUCUGCCUCUGCUGCCUGCUCCUGGCCGAGGAGACGGCCGUGUUUGGGCCCUACCUGGCCCUGGGCGGGCCCUCAGGGGCCCCGCUGCGCCUGCUCUUCCUGUUCUGUGUCUUCCUGCUCGGCCUCUGGGUGUUCCUGCUGCUCUGUCUUUUGGCCCACUUUCCGCAGUUCCCCACGCAGCUGCUAGGGGGCGCGCUGGGCUGCUUAGGAUGGAGAGGUCUGUACCAGGGAUGGUACCGCCUGGGACCUAGCUGGUACUGCCCUGGGCGGCCCGGGGUGGGCCUGUUGACCACAAAGUCAUCGACCUGGAACAAAGAUGAAAACUGA